Messenger RNA from Penaeus monodon (black tiger shrimp), 2141 nucleotides. RefSeq names its product proton-coupled folate transporter-like. The record is from RefSeq and is a predicted model, not a curated record. Lineage: Eukaryota; Metazoa; Arthropoda; Malacostraca; Decapoda; Penaeidae. Gene Ontology annotation, molecular function: transmembrane transporter activity. Gene Ontology annotation, biological process: transmembrane transport. Gene Ontology annotation, cellular component: membrane.
AAGUCUCGCUAAAAGAAGAAAAAGUGAGCUACGAAAUAGGAAGUGAAGUGGAAAAAAGUAUCACUCCAACUGGCAUGACGACGUCAGUCCUCGAAGAAACGGAUCCGCUUCUAAAUAAAUCCACAGGAAAUAAGUCUUUAUAUUCAUCCACGUCAUCACCUUCUCCACAUGAAGUCGAGGGAGACCCUCUGGACGAAGACGAAACACAGCCAUUGCGCCAAAGCAGAUUCAAGGGGUUUUUGUCGUACGUCACAGUGGAACCGGCGAUGUUUCUUCACUCUCUCUCGGCGGCGGUGGAGGGAGUAUUCGAGACGAAUAUGAUGUUGGAUAAGACUUGCUUAAUCCAGAUGAACUACAGCGAAGAGGUGUGUGAGGCUUUGGACUCAGGGAAGUAUGUCGAACAGCAAGACAUCGUCCAGCAGAUCACCAAUAAGUACAGCAUGUAUUCCCAGUGGAUCGAGCUCGGCCCUCCCGUCCUCGUGCUCAUUUUCCUGGGCGUCUGGAGCGACACGCGAAGUCGCCGUCUCCCAUUGCUUCUGCCGAUGAUUGGAGCGACGUUGAAGGCUGCGGGUCUAAUGGCCAACGCCUAUUUUUGGACUCUUCAGCCCUAUUUCAUCCUACUCUCUCACAUCCCCUACGGCUUGUGUGGCAACGUUAUGGCCGCCUACAUGGCUGCGUACGUUAUAAUCGGCGAUCUUACUGGUACGCAGGCAAGAACUUCGCGGCUUUCUAUCGCCGGCAUCAUGUACUUGCUCUCCUCCCCCGUCGGCAGCGCUCUCGGGACGGCACUCUACCAGUCCAAUGGCUACACGCUGGUUUUCGGGAUUGAAGUCGUCAUCUCAGCCCUUUCCGCCGUCUAUGUUGUGGCCAGGUUCGACAAUAAACCACCUGGACGCGAUGGGGAACAAGACGAGAAGAGGAAAAUUUUGUCUUUAGAGACGAUCAUGACGCCAUUCCGAGUAGUGUUGAAAAAACGAGAGAGGGAAGGGCGACCGCAGAUUCUUGGUCACAUUGUCUGUAUUUCUCUCUUCAUGAUGUCAGCCGACGACGACUUCUCCUUUUUGUUCCUUUACACCCGGAAGAAGUUUGACUGGAAUUAUUUCAACUUUACCGUGUGGAGCAUAUUCAGAACUCCAAUUUCCAUCAUAGCGGCUUGCGUGGUGGUGCCUAUCCUGAGCUACCGUUUUGGCAUGAGGGACACCCUGCUGUCGUUCACUGCCUCCAUCUCGCAAUUAUUUUAUGGCGUCCUAAUGGGCACAGCUCCUGAAUCUUGGGUUUUCUACUUGGCGGUAGUGGUGUCGGGUUGCAAAGACUUCGGCAUUUCGUGCUCUCGCGGGGCACUCUCAAAGCUGGUUGAGCAACACGAAAUGGGCGCCGUCUUCUCCGUGAUCGGGAUUGGAGAGGCGCUCCUUCCUCUCGCCGUCAGCCCCGUCUACACCGCUGUCUACAACAGCACUCUCGAGGUCUUCUCUGGAACCGUCUUUCUCCUGCUGGCCUGCGUGAGCGUCAUCAUUGCAACGAUUUAUGUAUGGCUUUUGACCCACUUUGAGGAGGUGAAUGAUGAAGAAACAUCAACCAGCUAGAGAAACAGAAUUAGAAGUAGAAAAGGGUGAGAAAUGGCUGUCCAAACAGCAUUUUUCUAGUUGAGCUUAAGUAGUUUUGUUUCCUUUAACUGAUAGAAAAAAAUAAAUACAGAUAGAAUAUAGGUAACCAUUGUUGUGGAAAUCUGUUAAAUGCUCACAACGGAAAUAAGAAAAACUUAUUACAGAUUGUAUACUGUUGACCAUUGUUAUAAAAAUCUGUUAAAUGCUGACUACACAAACAGAUUUUUAAAAAUUGAAAUUAACUUACCAACGAUAUGCAGAGGAACAAGUACACAAUGUUAACAAAUAUAUUACUAUCUUCUCUGCGGCUCCUUGUUGUGCUUAUUACCAACAUGAUAAAAUGAACAGAAAUUAAUAUUUUCACUCAUAUCCCUAGCACAGGAGAAUUACCAACAUCUGAUUGUAUUUAAUAUGACAGUAGUGACCUCUACCUGAAAUGGAUGUCUCACCACUGGUUCUGAAUGCUUUAGUUUGCAAAGUAACUGAGGUAAUAAAGCAAGUUAAUACUGCAAGGGAAAUAAAACAGUAACUGUCCUU